AUUUAGUGACUUUAUCGUCUUGCACUUCUGCAAAGUAAUGUCACUGUCAUUGAUGCUACCCCAGGUCUCCUAAGCACUGUAUUGCAGAACUAAUUAACUAACCCACACCCAUAUUUUGAAGGGAGUCAAAAAUAGGGCACCAAUCUUCCAGGGCGAAUAUUUUGGCGACUUAAUCUUGCAAGGGGUGAAUUUUGCUUAGAACGAGUUGAUGAGCAAAAUGUGUGGGGGCGAAUUUUCCUACAAUCAUUCGAGUUGAAUGUGGGUGGUUCAUUUUGACGUUGGACCCUUUCUGGAAAAAGCAAUUGCGAGACGGCGGCACCGGGUAAAACCACAAAGGUGUGGAUCAGACAUCACGUAACGAAUAAAUAGGUAAAGAGUGUCGCGCAAUAGCAAAAUAUGUGUCUGUGGCCCACUCUUGAGAAGAGCAAUUUCGAGUUCAAUGUGUAAGUGGGUGGAAUUUUACGCAAAAUCGAUACGCGCACGAUUGCGCGUGUCAAGAAGAAUUGAUUGAAAAUUCUAAUGUCUGGUGCUGUUGUCUACGCGCUCCUCUCGACAGUCCUGGUGCAGUGACGAUCGCCAUCAUAGACCUCUUUGCCGCAGCUGAUUUGGGGCGCCUGGUCGCCUCCAUGCUGCCGCCCGAACACUAUGAGACAUCAUUAACCAGCAGAGGUAUAGUCGGGAGUUUAGGGCCCUGGCACGUGGGGUGCAUGACUUCGCAGCGACAGGAGCCCAAUUGUUAUAGGACAACAAAAUUUUCAUCUAAUAGGCAUCGGAAACUGCAACCUUUUAGAGAAACGUGACUGAGAGCAAUCAUAGGACACCCAACCAUCAUCACUGUAACUUUGCCCGCCGCACUAAGCAUCGUCAUACACAAUGGGCUCCGUCAACGUCAACCGCAACGUUAGCGAUCUCUUCUAUCGAUACAAAAUGCCCCCCUUGGUGGCUAAGGUUGAAGGUAAAGGCAAUGGCAUUAAGACCGUGAUCGUAAACAUGAGCGAAGUAGCGAAGGCCCUGAGCAGACCGCCAACCUACCCCACCAAAUACUUCGGCUGUGAACUUGGCGCUCAAACCCAAUUCGACUUCAAGAACGAACGCUUCAUCGUAAACGGCUCACACGACGCAGUCAAACUGCAAGACCUACUGGACGGCUUCAUUCGCAAAUUCGUUCUCUGUCCCGAAUGCGACAAUCCCGAGACCGAUCUGAUCGUUUCGGCGAAACGAGGCACCAUAUCGCAGGGAUGCAAGGCGUGCGGAUUUCACGGUCCGCUCGAGUUCAAUCACAAGCUCAACACGUACAUCUUGAAGAACCCGCCCAAUAUGAAUCCGGCGGUGCAGGGGUCGUCGCUGACCGAGGGAAAGAAACGGACCAAGCGCAGCAAGAAGGCCAACGGCGAUAACGCCAACGGGGAUGGUCAGGAUCAGGACGGCGAACCUAUCGGGCUCGACGCCUCCGUUGAUGUUACAUCAAAUGAUAAUGGUGCAGGCGAAGAUGACGACACCGAAUGGGCGGUCGACGUCUCCGAAGAGGCCGUAAGGGCGCGCAUGCAAGAUCUAACGGACGGCGCGAAAAACAUCACCAUAAGCGAUGACCUCGAACGACCUGAGAAAGAACGCGUCGACAUACUGUACGAAAUGGUCAAGGCGAAACGCGACGCGGGCGUCUUAGAUUCGCCGCAGUCCCAAAAGGAGCUGGUGAACGAGGCCGAGCGUCUCGACAUCAAGGUGAAGACGCCUCUCAUUCUGGCCGAGCUUCUCUUCGAUCAGAACAUCCUGACGCAGGCCAAGAGACAUCGCAUGCUCAUCUUACGUUUCACUUUGAACGAUAAGAAGGCUCAAAAGUACUUGAUCGGAGGUCUGGAGCAGGUGAUAGCGAUGCACAGCGACGUUCUCAUGAACAAGGUGCCCGGUCUGCUGAAGGUCUUCUACGAUCUCGACAUUUUGGGCGAGAACGUUAUAAUGGAGUGGGCGGAGAAAGUUUCGAAGAAGUACGUGUCUAAAGAUGUCUCUCAGGAAAUUCACAACAAGGCGGCACCGUUUAUAAAGUGGUUGAAGGAAGCCGAAGAGGAGGAAUCGUCCGAAAGCGAGGAGGAGAGCGAUGAAGAUGUCGAAAUUGAGUAUAACGAACGGGCUCAAAUAACACCAUUAAAACCGGUUGCAAAACCGCCAGUUAAGAAGCCGCAAGUAGAUGACGAUGAUGAAAAUGAUGUUGACAUUGACGCCAUCUAAAUUCUAUGGUGUCGAACUGUUGCAGAGCUUUUAACAUCGGAAUGUUGACUACUCUGCUACAAGUUGUCGUAUUGAUGUUUACUGUUUUUUAAAUUACUAUUUCUAUCUACUAUUAUUCUGCAGUGUUGUUUUUUUUUGGGGAUAUUUUAAAUAGGUUUUUGGGUGAUUUAUCGUUUUAAUAUGCAAAAGGGAUGUAAACUUUCGAAGACUGAUCAUUUUUGUAACUCUGAACCUUGGUUUUUGUGUUUGAUAAACAUCUUUUAUUUGUUA
Molecule: messenger RNA, 2496 nt
Organism: Photinus pyralis (common eastern firefly)
Lineage: Eukaryota; Metazoa; Arthropoda; Insecta; Coleoptera; Lampyridae
Gene: eIF5
Product: eukaryotic translation initiation factor 5
Exons: 6
Coding region: 874-2226 (450 amino acids)
Biological process (GO): formation of cytoplasmic translation initiation complex; formation of translation preinitiation complex; translational initiation
Cellular component (GO): cytosol
Molecular function (GO): eukaryotic initiation factor eIF2 binding; translation initiation factor activity; GDP-dissociation inhibitor activity
Source: RefSeq, a predicted model, not a curated record